GAGCAUGAAAGUUCUCCUGGAUGAUUCCCCCGAGGAGGAAGAGACCCGGCUCCGCGACCCGCCGCCCCCGCCAGCAGGCAGCUCCGCCGCCGCCGCGCAGAAUAAGGACCAGUUUCUUCAUGAUGAAGUUACAUCUUCUGUGUCACAACUUGCAACAAAGGUUCAGAGUGCAGGUUUUCGUGGAUGGAAAGAAGUGACCUCUAUGUUCAAUAAAGAUGAUGAACAACAAUUGCUAGCAGGGUGCAAGCCUCCAAAAUCAAAAGGAACUAACCUAAAAUCAAAAGAAGAUGUGAAGUCAGAGAAGAAAUCUGGAUUUUGGGACAGUUUGGCAAUAAAGCAGAACAUCCAAAGCAGGAAACCAGAUCAGAUUGAAGGGUGGGAACCACCACAGAUUACUGCUGGGGACCCCAUCAGUGAUGCAGGAAAUACGUUAAGUGACUAUUCAUCCUGGUCAGGCUGGGAAGAUGAGACCAAAGGCUCCACAAAAUACACAAACCUGGCUAGCUCAGGAAAUAGUUCCAGGUGGAGUAUCAAAUCAGCGGGAAAGCUGGUUAGUAUUAGAAGACAGAGCAAAGGUAACCUUACUGAUAACUGGGAAGAACUAGAAUGAUAUUGAUAAUGUGAAAUACUUUACAAAUAAGAAUAGAAAAGGUUCAUGAUUUACAUGUGUAUUUAAACCAAAAUUAAAUCUGCUCAGUAUUGCACCUUUAUACAGUACUUUGUUUUAUUCAGCUUGUUAGAGAUUUUUGCUCACAAUACAGUAAACUUUCUUACUACAUUGUUAGAUAGUUAGGUUUUCCAGACUGAAAAGUUGGAGAACCUAUUUUGUGCCUAUAUUUCAUAUUCAGAUUCUGCAGUAUGGGUUGGGUGGGUUGUUGGUUUUACCAAAAAGAAAAAAAGUAAUUCUUUAGUAAAUGUAACAUACAGGUUAUAAAUUUUGACUGCCUUAUGUAGUAACUUCCACAAGCCUGGGUCCUGGGUUUUCUGAUUUUUGAGGAUCACUCAAGGUUUUAUUUUGUUGCUAUCUCCUUAAGUAACGGUAUCGAUUUGUAGCUUGCCUCAAAAAUGCUUCCAUUUGAUACACUAUUUCUAGAUCUUCAGUGUGAUGAGCACAUGCUUCUCUGGUUUGUCCAUACAAGAUGCUAAAUGUUCACAGUGUGCUGUAUAUAUAGUACAUGAUAUGUGAAAACACAAAAUGAGUCUUCCAAAGUUUAUACUGAAUGGUCUUUGUCAUUAUGAAAAGUUGGCAAUUUUUUAAAACAACAAAUUUGUCAAGCUAAAAAUAAAAUGUAAAUAAUUAUUAAACACCAGAAAAGUGGACAUUACAGUUGGAUGUAAGGAGAGUUCAAUAUUUUAAACACUUACCAUUCAAUCUAGGGAUAUAUUGUUUUUCAUAGAAGUGGUGAAUGGUUUUGUUUUACAAAAGCUGGUUCUUGUUCUCCUUCAAAUUGUUUAAGGAGAACAGUGCCCUUUGGCAUUUUCAGUGUAGCUGAGCAAUUGCAAGUACACGCACACACACUCAAGCUUUUUUAUUUUUAUUUUUGUUUAAUUAUUUUUUUGUUAUAAGGCUCCAGUUUACUAGCUUACUGGUUCUUUUAUUUUUAGUGAAAAGGGGCAUAGCCUGAAACUUUACACUAGAGUUAUGAGAUGUAAAUAAAACACUAAAAGUGCCUCUUUAUAACAUGCCUUUAUUUUUAACGAUGUAAUUAGCAGUAUGUCCAACAUCAGAUCUAAGACCAGUUUCCAUUUUGUUAUAUGUAUAUAUUGUAUAAAUACUACUAUAACUCUAAAAAAAACCAAAACUGUUUCAUCAAAAUACAGAUGUUAAGAUUUUUCUCUCCUGAAUGUUAAACUGUUUCAAAGUUACAAAUUAGAUACAAAUGACAUAGGUAGUAUGCUAACUUUUUCUAUAUUAUAUAUUCUACAGCAAUAUGACCACCAUGAGUAGGAAGCUCAAAUGUCCUUUUCAGACAUAAUCAAAACCCCUUAAACAGUAUGUUUUAAUUUAUUAUAUAUGCAAAGCAUGUCUUGUUGUAUAAACAUUUUUCAAAAGAAGCCUCCUUUCAAAAAAAAAACUUCUGAUGUUUCCCCUCUUUCCACUGCAACAUUCCCCUUCCCAAUACACAUAACUAUGUUAUGUCCUUCUGGUUUGCAGUAUCCAAAUAGAUAUUCAUCUGAUGUCAGUGAAAUCUCUGCUAUAUAGAUCUGCCGUUUGAGGAAAAACAGUACGUCAAAGCAUUUCUUUUCAAAAGUAGAAUUGGUUUAAAAUUCUAUAAACGAAUAUCAGUGUUUGGCUGCUGCAAAACUGAGACCCUUGAUUUGUAAAUGUAUAAAUACAAAAAUUAUUAAUAUGGGAGAAAGGGCUGGAGUUAUGUUAUGCUGUAUAUAAGUUAUAUAUUAUUAUUAUUUGGCCCGAUUAGCAAAAAUAAAAAUUCACCUUAGGCAAGAAACAGGUUUAUACAAACUUCAGUCCAGGGCAUGAGAAUAGAAGAUCCUUGCUAUUUUUUUUGAAGUGUGCGCUCUGAUCCACGAUUAAUGGAAAGCACGUAUAGAGUAGGAACAAAAAGUGUGGCAUGUUGAUAGCGCUAACAUAAAGGGAUUGAAGCAAAUCUGUUAGUAAGCCUCAAUAUUUUACUGGGGAAGAAGGGUCAAGGAUGCCAUUUCUUCCUCCUGUGGAAGCUCCAUUUAUACUGUUAACCAGUAAAAGUUAUGCCUUGCACAUUAUACUGUUAAGUGCCUGUAUUUCACCUUGAUGAUGUAUUUGUGAUGCACAGCUUAACUGAGAAGUAAUUUUCAUUUUUUGUUCUUAAAUUUCCAGUAAAGGAUAGUGUCACAAAGCUGAAACUUAUUAUAAAAGGAAGUUAUAUCUAAAUGAGAUAUGUAAAUGUAAGGUCUGACUUUCUUAGCGAUAAAAAUGUUUUUAAAAAAAUGGUUUCCUCAGACAAUUCUUUAUAAAGACAGAUAUUAAAUUUAAUAUUAUUUAUUCUUAUGCUUUAGUAGCAUUUCUGUUUUGAGAACAUAGUGAUGUGACAUUUUCUUUUGUAAUAUUCAUAGACUUUUUGUUAAAUAUCUACCUAAAGAUUAUAAUUUUUUUCCUUUAAAAUGUUUAACUACACUAUACAUUUAUGAACUUAUGCUAUACAUAACUCCAUGUCUGAAACAGGAGUAGAAUAUGCCCCUUAAAGUUUGUUUUUGAAAUUGUAUUUCAGUCUUGAAGAACUGGUUUUGAAGAAGAUGUCAAUGAAAUUAUAAAUUAAGAUUGCACAAAAUUAAUAAAAUAUUGUUUAUAUUUUUCAUUGCCAA
Messenger RNA from Pelodiscus sinensis (Chinese soft-shelled turtle), 3303 nucleotides. The record is from RefSeq and is a predicted model, not a curated record. Lineage: Eukaryota; Metazoa; Chordata; Testudines; Trionychidae.